This is a messenger RNA of Penicillium brevicompactum, 3162 nucleotides long. Its product is annotated as mannose-ethanolamine phosphotransferase GPI13. The transcript has 2 exons. Gene Ontology annotation, cellular component: endoplasmic reticulum membrane. Gene Ontology annotation, biological process: GPI anchor biosynthetic process. Gene Ontology annotation, molecular function: mannose-ethanolamine phosphotransferase activity. The record is from RefSeq and is a predicted model, not a curated record. Lineage: Eukaryota; Fungi; Ascomycota; Eurotiomycetes; Eurotiales; Aspergillaceae. The coding region runs from base 1 to 3162 and encodes 1053 amino acids.
AUGACAGAUACACCCCAAGGUUCUGCGGGGGCUAGUCCAAAGCCCAGUAAAGGUGCCCCUCAGCCUGGACAGUCCAAGCAGAACCAAAAGGGCGUCGCGGACCACAAGGCGAUGGAGCUCGAGGAUGAGUUCAGGUCAAAACACCUAGGUGUCAUGGGUGUCCUGAGUUGGAUAUUGCUCCUGCACAUUGCUGGUAUCUACCUGUUCACGAAAGGCUUCCUUCUCACGCGCAUGGUCCUAGAGAACAAGUCCUCCUGCGACGUAUUACCGUUCGAAGGCGCUGUUUCCCAGGCGCCGGGAAAUAUCCAGAAGGGCUGUUGGCAUGAAAAGACCUUCGACAAGGCCGUGGUCAUCAUCAUCGAUGCCCUCCGAUACGAUUUCACCGUGCCAUUUGCCCCGAAAGACAACGAAGACACUCAACUCUUCCACGACAACAUUCCCAUUCUUUACGAGACGGCAAUUCAACAACCCGCCAACGCCUUCCUCCUUCCGUUCAUCGCAGACCCGCCGACCACUACCUUGAAUCGUCUGAAGGGCUUGACAACCGGAACUCUUCCCACCUUCCUCGAAGCAGGCUCAAACUUCGCCGGAACAGCCAUUGAUGAAGACAACCUUGUCGCGCAGCUUCACAACAGCGGAAAGAACCUCGUCCACCUCGGUGACGAUACUUGGCAAGCGUUGUUCCCCGGUUACUUCGAUACAAACUUGACGCAUGCCUACGACUCAUUCAACGUCUGGGAUCUGCACACCGUUGACAAUGGUGUAACGGAGCAUCUUUUCCCCCUGCUCCGUCCGGAAAAUAGCUCCAAGUGGGAUGUCAUCUUCGGACAUUACCUUGGCGUCGACCAUGCAGGCCACAGAUACGGUCCCAGCCAUGCUGCCAUGGCAUCCAAGCUCCAGGAAAUGGACCGUGUCAUUCGUGAUAUUAUCGCCGCUAUCGAUGACGACACUCUGCUUGUCGUAAUGGGCGAUCAUGGAAUGGAUACCAAGGGCGACCAUGGCGGUGAGUCCGACGACGAAGUCGAGGCUGCUUUAUGGAUGUAUUCGAAGCGCGGAGUGUUCGGUCGAACAAGCAAGGAAACGCUUCUUCCUCCUCCCCACGCGCGUGAUAGAUUCGUUCCGCAGAUCGAUCUCGUCCCCACUCUGUCGCUGUUGCUUGGAAUGCCGAUUCCAUUCAACAACCUGGGCUCGCCUAUUGAAGAGGCCUUCUCUGGUGCCAAGGGAGACAACUGGGCUAAUCUGGCUACCGUGAAUCGCCUUACUGCUGCUCAGGUCAAGAGAUACCAGCAUCAGUACGCGAUUGCUCAAGGAGCUGGUGAUGACGAUGAGUCGAUGUUGCUUUGGACUGCCGCUGAGGAGGAGUGGAAAUCUUCUUCCAAGGGAUUCUCCAAGUCGACUGCUGCUCGAGCCAGCAAUGAGCUCUACCGCAAGUACCAGCGGCACACGCUGGAUGUUUGCCGUGACCUGUGGGCCCGAUUUGAUGUCCCAAGUAUGAUCCAGGGUGUCGUGAUUCUUGUUGCUGGCAUUGCGUACUUGGUAGUCUAUGCCCGUGGCUUGAAAAACGAUCGCACCCAGCUCACCUCUAACUUGCUCCAGUCUGCUGGCGUGGGCGCUGGUGUUGGUGCCGUUGCUGGCUCUGCACUCGGUUUGACCGGUCUAGUUGAAAUGGGCGUUGUCGAUGGACUCAUCCUCCUCGCCGCGGCAGGUAGCAUCAUUGGAGCCUUGCCCGCCAUUGUCACAAAGCCUGCUAGUUUGAGCCUGCCUCUACCUUCUGGGAUGUGGGGCUGGCUUGCGUUCUUCUUUACGGUAUCUCAGUCUGUUGGUUUUGCUUCGAACUCGUACACUAUUUGGGAAGAUGAGAUUCUCCUGUUCUUCCUAACUACUUUUGGUGUGUGCGCUGGUAUCUCGUCCAUGCGCCAGAAGCAGACCACCGACCGCGUUCUGGGCGUGUAUCACUCUGUUCUGUUCGUGAUUCUGGGUCGCAUCGCCUCCUUCUCUCGUCUCUGCCGCGAAGAGCAAAUGCCUUUCUGCCGCUCGACCUACUACGCCUCCUCCAACUCAUCCAUUUCCGCGCCAUGGCAACUCGCCAUUCCGUUUUUGGUGACUGUCUUCUUGCCUAGCGUCGUGCGCUCCUUCUACGCAGGCUCAAAGUCCUACGAAGGUGCCGCAUCACUUUGGAUCGGCACAGGCUUCCGCUUCGGUCUCUUCAUCACCUCACUCUUUUGGAUGCUUGAAGGCGCUGACGACGGCGACUGGCUCCCAAUCAGCGCAGAAACACUCAAAUCCCUGCGCGUGUUCCUUGCCCAAUUGGUCCUCGCCCUAGCGUUUGCUGUAGGCACAGGUGCCUACAUCUACUCUAAGCCCUGUGUUAGCAUCAACGUAACCACGCAAGCCCCGCCACCAGAAGACCCCAACGCCCCUCCAGCCCCGUUCAUCGCAGGCCAACAGCAAGGCCCCCGCAAAACAGUCACAAUCUUGGGCUUUGGAAAUGUCUACGGAACCCGCUUCUUCUUCCUAGUCAUCAACCUAGCUUUGGCAAUCAUUCUCAUGCAAAAGCCAAUGGGUCAAGGUGCUAUCGCCCUCCUCCUGUGGCAAAUUCUCUCCCUUCUCGAAAUCCUCGACACAAACAACCUGACCAUGUCCAACUCCUCCAUUGGCCCCGUCGUCCUCGGUCUCUUGGGCUCCUUCUACUUCUUCAAAACCGGCCACCAGGCCACCCUCUCCAGCAUCCAAUGGGAAACAGCCUUCAUCCCUCUCUCCACAAUCAAGUACCCCUGGUCCCCGCUCCUGGUCAUCCUCAACACCUUCGGCGCCCAGAUCCUAGCCGCCAUCGCCGUCCCUCUGACCGUCCUCUGGAAACGCCCCCUUCAAACCCACGACCGCGUCCCAGCCUCAAACCCGAACAAAAACCCGACUACUCGCCUUCUCUCAGACGUCGUCCAGGCUGCUAGUACCCACAUGCUCUACCUGGCGACUAUCAAUCUCGCCACGACCAUGUGGGCCGGCCAUCUGCGUCGCCAUCUGAUGCUCUACCGCAUCUUCAGCCCGAGGUUCAUGAUGGGUGCUGUGGUCCUUGCUGUUGUGGACGUUGUCUUGAUGCUUGUUGCUGUUGGCGGUGUUCGAUGGACCACCUUGAGCGUGAGCGAAGUCUUUGGUUGGUGA